Molecule: messenger RNA, 1574 nt
Organism: Hypomesus transpacificus
Lineage: Eukaryota; Metazoa; Chordata; Actinopteri; Osmeriformes; Osmeridae
Gene: slc26a11
Product: solute carrier family 26 member 11
Biological process (GO): transmembrane transport
Cellular component (GO): membrane
Molecular function (GO): sulfate transmembrane transporter activity
Source: RefSeq, a predicted model, not a curated record
AAUCUCCUGGGUCUGAAGGAUGUUCCCCAGCAGUUCUUCCUGCAGGUGUACUACACUUUCCACAAGAUCCCAGAGGCCAGGACAGGGGAUGUGGUUCUGGGCCUGCUGUGUCUCUUCCUGCUUGUCCUGCUUACCUGGAUGAAGAACACUCUGGGCCCGCCCCCAGAGGACGGAGGCCCCGCCCACGUCAGGGUCGCCCGCUGCCUGGUCUGGGGCGUCGCCACUGUGCGAAACGCGCUGGUGGUGGUGGCUGCGUCCUGCGUGGCGUUCUCCUGGGACGCCUACGUGCACGUCUUCACCAUCACCGGGAAGACCUCCCACGGCCUCCCGCCCUUCAGGCCCCCGCCCACUUCCGAGACCACGCCCAACGGAACCCUCGUGCCCUUCUGGAACAUCGUGGAGAGUGUGGGUGGGGGGCUGGCUGUCAUCCCUUUCAUGGGUGUGCUGGAAAGCAUCGCCAUUGCCAAGGCCUUUGCCAGUCAGAAUGACUAUAGGAUCAACGCCAACCAGGAGCUGUUUGCCAUUGGUCUGACCAACAUCAUGGGAUCCUUUGUGUCCGCCUACCCAGUCACUGGCAGCUUCGGCAGGACUGCAGUGAACUCUCAGACCGGUGUGUGUACUCCAGCAGGAGGGAUAGUCACCAGUGUGGUGGUCAUCCUCUCCCUGGCCUUCCUCAUGCCAGUGUUCUACUACAUCCCCAAAGCCUCCUUGGCGGCGGUCAUCAUCUGUGCCGUGGCCCCCAUGGUGGACUACCGCACCGCAGGCCGCCUCUGGAGGACACGGAAGCUGGACCUGCUUCCCUUCACCGUGACGUUCCUGAUGAGUUUCUGGGAGGUGCAGUACGGCAUUCUGGGAGGAGUGGGCGUGUCCGGAGUUCUGCUGCUCUUCAACACAGCCCGGCCCAGACUGAAGGUGUCAGAUCAUGGUGUGGUGUUGGUGGUAGAGAUAGGAAGUGGCCUCAGUUUCCCUGCUGCAGAAUACCUCAGUGGAGUCAUACACACUCAGGCCUUACAGGCCUCCCCACCCAGGUCUGUAGUCCUGGACUGCCAGCAUGUCAGCACGCUGGACUACACCGUGGUCAACGAGCUGAGGGACCUGCUGGCCCAGUUCACCCUGAGAGGAGUGGGCCUGGUCUGCUCUGGUCUGGAGUCCUCUGUUCUGGAGAUUCUGUCGGCAGCGGACCUGCCGGGUCUGAGAUUCGCUGACAGUGUGGAGGCGGCCCUUCAGAGCCUAUCGGAUAUUAACAAAAAUGGAUGCUAUAAAAAAGAAAUUGAAGAGUCUGAGCUGGAAGACGCUCAGGCGAUUUCAGAGAUAUCUACGGACAAAUAUUGAUGGCUUCCAAGAAGUAACAAGGUUGUCGUUGGGAGCUAUAGCUUCCAAACUGGCAGAUAAAUACAAUAUCGAAGAAGUGUCUUCAAUGGUUAAGAAGGUCAAGCAUCUUAAGAAACCUCGAAGUACAAGAAUUCUGGAGAGGAACACGCAGCAGACAAUUAACUCCAGUGAGACAUCCUUGGCCACUGCUGCUGGCUGUGGGGGUUUGAACGGAGGCACCAGUAACAUUGCUCAGACUGGUG